Molecule: messenger RNA, 4260 nt
Organism: Spodoptera exigua (beet armyworm)
Lineage: Eukaryota; Metazoa; Arthropoda; Insecta; Lepidoptera; Noctuidae
Source: the annotation of a GenBank genome assembly
AUUUGUUAAAAAGUCUACAAACGCAGCUGCAAUUGGUUAAUACUAUUUUUGACAGCUAGUGACAAUUGUUUUCAUUGGCCCGUAUUAUUUUCUCGUCUCUCACAGUCUCGCGGAUAAAAAUGGCCGUAGUGUUGUCUUCUUGUCGUGCUUCUGUGGUCUAAUAAUUUUUUCGUAAUUCUUUAUUACGUUUUUAUCAAAGAACUUCAAAGUUUUUUUUCAGAAAAGUGCUGACUAACUGAUCGAUUAAGUGUGACAAUGUCUAAUGGUACAAGUCCGAGUGUGUUGAGUUUUUUGAGACAAUACAGGUUCCAGAGGAAACCAAACGGUCCUGCUGAACCCAGCAGCCCAGUAACGGUCACCUCAGCUCCUUCUGGCUCUCAAAUGAUGCAAAAUAAUAAAAUUAGGAUGGCUGCGCCAAACACAGUGGUAGUUAGGAAUGUACCUGUGGUUUAUAAGCGGAUACGGUUGCAAGACUCUGAUUCGGAUGACGCAGCAACCCCUGCCAAGAAGCCUGCUGUUACUGUUGAACUCACAACUGCAGUCAAAGAGAGAAGAUUUAGAAACAUGCUUGAAAUGUUCCCGGACAUAUCUCCCAUUUUUGUCAAAAACACACUAAUAAAACACGGCUGGAGUGAGGAAAGGGCCAGGGACGAGCUGCUGAUGCAUGACCCUGAGAGCAAUGACAGAGGAUCUACAUCCACUUUCUUUGGCUCCAAACCGAGUGUGUCAGGACAGAGUGCACCUAGAAAUUACACUAAUAUGGGGAUAGUUAGAGUGACUAGUGGACCUAAGAUGAAUGUGGUGGUCAGGAAACCCUUGGCUUCCAAGGGUGGAAGGGAUAGAAGGGGUAGCAGUGGAAGUGAGGACGACGACUAUGGCGUCAGAAAAGGGAAAGAUGAUAGAGUUUAUGACAGUGAGGAUUCUGACAAUGAGAUCACAGAUGAUCUCAUAGGAGACAAGAAGAAAGUAUUUGAAUUCCUCAACAAUAGUAAUAUGAAUGAGCUUUCCCUACUCAGUGGAUGCUCACAGAAGAAAGCUGAAGCUAUCAUAUCUUUGAGGCCCUUUAAAGGCUGGGUUGAUAUGGUAGAGAAAUUUAACAGCAACAAGACGCUAAGUACAGAACUGUUGAAUUCCACGCAAGAGCUGUUAACGACUAGAAAUAAUAUCCAGCGGCUGAUGAAGAAGUGUGUCGUCCUCGCGCAGCAAUUGGAGUCCGCCGUGGCGGCGGGCGCGGGCCGACUCAAACAACCCGCCAUAUUGCAUGAAAGUUUGAAGCUUGCACCCUACCAGUUGGUAGGCCUUAACUGGCUAGCAGUGCUACACAAACAGGGCGUCUCUGGUAUCCUGGCUGAUGAGAUGGGGUUAGGCAAAACAGUGCAGGUCAUAGCUUUCCUAGCACAUCUGAAGGAAACCGGCCAGGCCAGAGGAACACAUUUGAUUGUUGUACCUGCUUCCACACUUGACAACUGGAGCAGCGAGUUGUCCCGAUGGUGCCCGGCGCUGCGCGUCAGCAAGUACUACGGACACCCCGAGGAGCGUCGCCAGCUCCGCAUACAGUACGCCAGGGGACUCGAUGACGUCGACAUCGUACUUACCACGUAUACAAUGGUGAACAGUUGCCCGGAGGAGCGCAAAAUGUUCCGCAUCACUCCGAUGCAUUACGUUAUCUACGACGAGGCACACAUGCUCAAGAAUAUGUCCACGCAGCGAUAUGACAAUCUGCUUAAGAUAAAGGCAAGUUUAUUGAUAUCUCGGUUCCAGUCGAAGCACCGCCUCCUGCUGACAGGCACCCCGCUGCAGAACAACUUGUUGGAACUGAUGUCUCUGCUGUGCUUCGUCAUGCCUCACAUGUUCUCCGGGAAAACUGAUGACCUCAAGAGCUUGUUCCAGAAAAAUGCUAAAUCUAAAACAACGAAAAAUGCUGAAGGAAAGCAAGAAGCUGAUGAAUUGCCCUUCGAACAGAGCCAGAUAACGCAGGCUAAGCGUAUCAUGAAACCUUUUGUACUCCGUCGGCUGAAGCGCGAUGUACUACAAGACUUGCCUAAGAAAACUAAUCACAGGGAAUUGUGUCCCAUGUCGGAGAGACAGGGGAUCUUGUACAAGAAUCUUAUUGCUAGCUUUUCUGCUAAGGAUGGAUCGAUCCACGCGACAACAGAACAGAGUGGCAUGUCGAUGAUGAUGGACAUGCGUAAGCUGGCGAACCACCCCCUACUCCUCCGUUACCACUACGCAGACAGUACGCUGCGCUCAGUGGCAGCGAGGCUGGCACGAGACCCUCACUACAAGGAGAACAACGAGCAGUACGCCUGGGAAGACCUGCUCUGCAUGUCCGACUUCCAGAUACAUCAACUCACUCUGCAGUACAGCUGUAUACAAUCAUACUCAUUGCCGGAACACUUGAUCCUGGACUCGGGCAAGUUCCAGAAGUUGGACGAGAUGUUGCCACGACUGAAGGAGGGCGGGCACCGCGUGCUGGUGUUCAGCCAGUUCACCAUGAUGCUCGACAUACUCGAGCCCUACCUCACUAUACGCAGGCACCGGUAUCUGCGGCUAGAUGGCAGCACUGCUGUCACCGAUAGACAAGAGUUAAUAGACCAGUACAACAACGAGGAUAUCUUCGUGUUCCUGCUGUCGACAAAGGCAGGCGGGCUGGGCAUCAACCUUACCGCCGCAGACACCGUCAUUAUACACGACAUCGACUUCAACCCUUACAACGAUAAGCAAGCUGAGGACAGAUGUCACAGGAUGGGUCAGACGCGUCCAGUGACGAUAUACCGACUGCUGAGCUGUGGUACCAUCGAGGAAGGAAUCUACCAGGUCGCGCAGGAGAAGCUUAAUCUGGAGAAACACGUUACUGGUGAUGAUGAUAACGACAAGACGGAACAGAAGAACGUGGUGCGAUUAUUAUCCGCUGCCCUUGGUCUCACAUCUCCUUCCAAAUGAUCAAUGGACAGUGACGUCAUCGUCAUUGAGUGACUGACCAAUCACAAACUAGUGAUACCAAUAUUUGUGCAAACAUUCGACAAUGUUUCAAUAGAAAAUGAAAAAGUGCGCGCUGUGAAUAUUAUAGUGUAUAUUGUAUUUAAAAUAUGAUCAGUUCAUUCGUGAAUUUAAGUGUUUGUUUCGGACGCAAAUUCGGUAAUUUUCUCAUUUGUGUGUGUGAAGAAAAUGUUGGUGUGAUUUUGUCAUUUUCAUAUUGCCAUCCACUGCCUUAUUCAAAUGUCAUAGAGUUCUAAAUAAACGUGUUUAUCCAGGUGAAUAUUCUAAGCUCGCGAUUCUUAAUUAUAGAUGUAAUAUGUCAGUUAUAACUAUUGUUGGGGUUGAUUAUUUACUAGACCUUAUCUCAAGAUGCUUGAGAUGAAAUUCGCUUGAAGAUUACUACUAUAAAUGUGUGUGUCACAUUUUUAUUUUAGGGUGAACUUUGAGCUGUAUAAAAAUAAAAUAUUGACAGUUACAUACCGAUUUUCAAAAUAUUUGCCAAAUGAUUAAUUUAAUAUUUACACUGAAAAGCUGGACUUUAAUAGGAGUAUAAAGAGUAAAAGACUUCUGGAAUUACUAUUUAUUAAAAGACGCAUUAUCAUCUGUUUAUUGUGAAUUGAUGUAGCACCUAUAUAAAUGUAGCAGUAAUGCAAUGAAAGUAGAUUUGACGCCCCUAUUUUAUUUUAUUUAUUUUUACACGCCUAUUAGUAAAUUAUAGUGUAUAUUUACACGUAUUUAUUUUAGUUUCAAUUGUUUUUAAAGCCUUUAUUUACUAUCUAUGAAUAUGUAAAAAUUAUAGACUUAUAGUGGAUAUCAAGAAAGUGUAAACAUUAUUUUGGCAAUGAACGAAACACACUAAAAUCAUCCUGUGUAUAAACCAUACUGAAGUUAGUUGUAUGUGAGAGAGAUGCAAAUAAAUUUAAAAGAACUCUAGUGUGAAGUGAGACAGGGAUUCGAUUGCAGCGCACUUCAGACUGGUUCAUUUUUGUACUGUACUUCAUGAAAGUGUUAAAAUAAAAAUGUAUGAGCGACCUUGUUGAACGUAUUAUUUAUUUGUACGAUAUCGCCUUCCGUGUUUUUCAGUAUUUAAUAAAUAAGCUGAUCUAAUUAUUUGUAUUGAGAUACUGAUUAAAUGGCUGACUACCAACUUCAUGACGUAGAUGACUGAUGCUUUCAAUUGCAGAGAUGUUACAUUCUAGGAAUGGAUGAGCUUUUAUGUGGUCGUGGACCAUUCUAAUCUCUUUUCCUUAGGCAAGAAAGACGAAUUUGCUACAAUAAAAA